GACGCGUUGUGAAACCCUUGGGGAUACCAAGCCACUUUAUUCUGUGAUCCUGAUUCAAUUGUGCGCUAUUAAAAAGGAUUCUUUCAAUCUAAUUCUUACUUCAAUUUUAACUCAAUCAUAGAUUUUAGUUAAACAUUAUACUACAUAUUAGUCUUUGUUAAUUCAUUAUUUAAUUUCUUUCUUAAAGGAUUGAUUCUAAAUUUAGAUAAUAAUAAUGGGCGUUGUAUAUUGAAGUUGUUUGCCAGGGGUGCCAAACAUUUUCAAUAGCGUGUGUUAGUUACGUAACCUCGCCGGGGAAAAUCGAUAUCCUGAGCGUAUAAAUAGCGACCCACGAUUUAGAACAGCUGGCUGGCCGCCAGACGAAAUGCAGCCUGUGAGGAUGAGAAGACCGCGUCGGCAUCGCUGGCUGACAGUGUCGGUGUUCUUUAUAGCGUACUCCAUCUUCCAAGCGGUGCUGAGUGCCUCCACAUCGCCUUUGAUAGACAAACUGACGACUACCAGUGAGGAUUCUCAGCCAGCAAGCCCUGAACCAAGCUCCAAAGGAACAACAAAAGAGGCAAUAGCUUCAUCCCCUGUACCAGUUACCAGUCAAACCGAGGACGAAGAUAGCAGUGAGUUACCACCAGAGGGAGGCAAGAAAGGUCUCAAAGGCUCCGAGGAAGAAGAGGAGGGAGAAAAGAAGAAACAGAAGGAUGAUGGUUACGUCAAAACAAAUGAUGAAGAUGCUAUCCCUACUGUCCAUCCGUUAAGGAAUUGUACUCCGCCUGCCAUUGAACAGUUUCCUCAACCAUUGAUGGGUCAGACAGCACGUAAACACGGCGGUCUUAUUCUUCACAUCCUGGUGGCUGUGUUCACCUUUAUCGGACUCGCCAUCGUCUGUGAUGAAUACUUUGUCUGCAGCUUGGAUAGGAUCUGUGAAGAACUGAAGCUGGCGCCUGACGUGGCUGGUGCAACUUUCAUGGCCGCCGGUAGCUCCGCUCCUGAACUUGCUACUGUUGUUAUUGGAGUGUUUUGCGCACAGGAUGAUAUUGGUGUGUCUGGUGUGAUCGGGUCAGCGGUGUUCAACAUUAUGUUUGUUAUCUCCGUGUGUGCUCUGUGCGCCGGGACUGUGAGCCAUCUCAACUGGUGGCCUCUCUGCCGCGACUGUUUCUUCUAUGCCCUCUCUAUACUUGUUAUGCUCUGUACUAUCGCCAAUAAAUACGUCUCCUGGCCGGAAGCUCUCUUCAUGUUGAUAAUGUACGGUGUCUACUGCAUCGCGCUGCGCUUCAAUACUGAACUGGAACGUUGGGCGUUGACCUUGCCACUGCCUUUCAAACUACCUACAAGAGAGGAACAGGCUGCCCUCGUUACAUACAGAAGUACUGGAGGGCAACCUCCAGCGGCGGCCGCCAAUGCUGAAGGCCAGUACACGCAAAUGGAGGGACAGACUAAGGAAACUCCUCUACAAUCUGCUGCCUACAAUCCUGAUGGCGCUUACGACAACGCGGCCUACAACGCUGAGCCUAUCCCCGUGUGGGAUCCCAAUGCGGUCUGGGACCCCGACCAGGCCUGGGAUUCUUCUACGCAAGGAGCGCCCGCGCAACCUGGCUGGCGACCUGAACCUCAACAGACUCAGGCGCAGGCGCAGACGCCGACACAACAACCGCAAGAGAACCAACCACAACAACCACCACAGCCGAUUGCGCCCGCUAUGCCAGCGUACUACAAGGCCAAGGAGUACAACCCAGAGACUGCUGUAGACCCACUCGUUAAACCCAUCGGUGCAAACAAGCUGCAGCUAGCAUGUUGGUACGUGGCGUUCCCAAUCCACUGGUCAUGCCGGCGCACGAUGCCUGACUGCCGCGGCCGCUGGUACCCGAUCACAUUCAUCAUCUCCAUGCUCUGGAUCUCCUUCUAUUCUUACUUCAUGGUCUGGAUGAUCACCAUCAUCGGCUAUACUUUGGGCAUUCCUGAUACGGUAAUGGGAUUGACGUUCGUAGCGGCUGGCGUGUCCGUGCCUGAUGCGCUUUCCUCCCUCGCUGUUAUCAAGGAAGGAUACGGUGACAUGGCGGUCUCUAACGCGGUUGGUUCCAACGUGUUCGACAUCCUGGUGUGUCUCGGUCUGCCCUGGUUCAUCCAAACCGCCAUCAUACAUCCCGGCAGUCACGUCAAUGUCAUCAGCAAAGGCCUAAUCUACUCCACGCUGUCUCUGUUCUCAACGGUAAUCUUCUUGGUAGUAGCGACGCACGCCAACGGCUGGAAGUUGGACCGUAAGUACGGCGUGGUGCUGAUGAUUUGGUACCUGCUCUUCAUAACCCUCGCCAGUCUCUACGAGCUGAACGUCUUUGGCAACUUCCAUCAGCCAGAUUGCGAAUCUGCGUAUUAAUUUAUCUAUAGUUCGUUUGUUUGAAAGUGACAGUUCGAUUUCUCAUACUCUUUGUCAGACAAAGAAUAUGUAACCGACCUGUUUUGGCAAAGAGUAUGUAACGUCACAAUUAAAUUUCGAAUGUUUGAUGGUUGCAUAGAUUAGAAAUAAUUAGCAUUUGUUUUUUGCUGGCCAAUCAAUUAAGCUUUUAAUGUGUAUAUUGAAUAAUGAUCUCAUAAAAAUAUUAAACAGUAAAUGUUUGUGUAAUAAGUUUGAAUAUAUUUAUGGGUAUUAUUUUUCUUUUACGAAUAAAGAGCGCGCUACGUGAUACUGGCUACAAAAAAAUAAUAAACAAGAAAAAGGUUGCAUAUAACGGUCUAAAUAAAUCUUAUGAGUUAAAACACAUCGAUAUUAUUAUAUUAUUUAUGAAUAACACCGAUUUAACACACGAAAAGCCCAUUUUAAUUACUCAAAUUUAUUUCUAGUCAUUCUUGUUUAUGUCAUAAUAAUCCAUUUAGGAAAAUUAAUUCGAAAAAGGAAAGUUUAAUUUUGAUUUUAAUAUAAUAUUUAUAUAUUUUUGGUUAGCAAAUCUAUGGUGUCAUUUAUUUUUUUAAUUUUUUUUUUAUCUCCACACAAUCGUGGCCUAUCCACGCACAAAUUAAAAAAACAGCAUUGAAAUUUCUUUAACUGAUAAUAGGGUUAUCAAACGUAAAACAUCGAGAUCCACGAAUUAAAUUUGAUAAAAAUAUAAAAUGAUUAUAGGAAAAAAAAGAUUUUAAAAUAUUUAAAAAUAAUAAUAAGUAAUGAAUUAGCAAUUAGACUCAGCUUUUUAAAAUCUUACAUAGAUCUUUUUAUAUUAUUCUCUCAUUCUGAUAAAUUAUAGUCUAGUCAUUUUACUUUUAUAAUAUAAUUUUAGUUUAUAUCUUCUAAGUUCAUUUACAUUAAGAAUAGAAUUUUUUAUUAUGUAGUAAGUUAAAAAACACCCAUACAACUGUAUGAAGACAUCCAAUUGACAUUUCAAUAGGUAUUCAUAUUGCUCGUUUGUAAUUUAACUAGGUAAAUUGUUAACGGACAAUGAAUUUCAGUAAAUCCAAUGGUUAACGAACUAAAUGAAGGUUUAUAUUUGAAUCUACUACCUCAGUCUUCUUCCUAAAAUAAUUCCAUUUUAAUAAUACGUGAUGCGUAUUUUAAAAUAAGUAACCGGAUCUUCCUAAUUUACUCCUUUAGUUUUUAUAAUACCGAUGUGCAAGCAAUCUGUAACGUGUUUUCUUUCCAUUACCGAAAUAGCUAAAACAAAAAAUAUUCUCAUCCCUUUCAUUUCCUUUCAAGGAAAAGAGAAAGCAAUAUGUUUUUGUACUAUUUUUUUGGCAUUGAAAACACAUCGUCGCAAGUCUUUGUGAGCCCAAAAAAUGUUAUGUUUCUAAAUUUUAAAACUUUAAAACUAAUGUCAAUUAUAUAAUUGGAUGUUAAUCGUCAUUUGUUUAUAAAAUAAUUGUCUCUUUGGACAAUUUAAAAAGUUGUAACCAUUGAUGCGGAAUAUCUAUGGAUGGUCCCGUGACUUUUAAGAGACAGGACUUGGACAGGACAGGACGCACUUGACAGGAGUGCGUUGCCCUCUGAAAAAUAAAACGAACAAUAAUAUCUUAACUUGCUUGCUUGUAUGCUUUUUGUGUGUGUGUUUACAUUUUUUUUUAGUAUGCGUAAUAAGUCAUAUUUUUAUGUACAUUAUGAUUGUCAAUAUUACCUCAUCUCGUGAAAA
Papilio xuthus (Asian swallowtail) is the source of this 4103-nucleotide messenger RNA. RefSeq names its product probable sodium/potassium/calcium exchanger CG1090. Gene Ontology annotation, biological process: intracellular calcium ion homeostasis; calcium ion transmembrane transport. The record is from RefSeq and is a predicted model, not a curated record. The transcript is spliced from 16 exons. The coding region runs from base 365 to 2365 and encodes 666 amino acids. Gene Ontology annotation, molecular function: calcium, potassium:sodium antiporter activity; calcium channel activity. Gene Ontology annotation, cellular component: plasma membrane. Lineage: Eukaryota; Metazoa; Arthropoda; Insecta; Lepidoptera; Papilionidae.